GCACGUGCUCCCGGAGCGCGCCCCGCCUGCCGUCCUCGCCGCUAAGCCAGGCUGAAGAGCCGCGGGAGCCGCCGCACAGCCCGCCGCGCGCGCCCGCAGCCGCAGCCUAAGAUGCCCCACCGCAGCCUGCGCGCGGCGGCGGUCCUGCUGCUGGUGAUCUUAAAGGCACCGCCUUCCGGCUCAGCCCCACUGAACGGAUCCAAGUGGACCUAUUUUGGUCCCAAUGGGGAGAAGAGCUGGUCCAAGAAGUACCCAUCAUGUGGGGGCCUGCUGCAGUCCCCAAUAGACCUGCACAGUAACAUCCUCCUGUAUAAUGCCAGCCUCAUGCCCCUUCAGUUCCAAGGCUACAAUGUGUCUGCCAAUGAGCAAUUUAUCCUGACCAAUAAUGGCCACUCAGUGAGACUGAACCUGCCCCCAGACCUGCACCUCCACGGCCUUCCCUUCCGCUACAGCGCCACACAGCUGCACCUGCACUGGGGGAGCAGCAAUGACCCCCGCGGCUCUGAGCACACUGUCAGCGGGAAGCAUUUUGCCGCUGAGCUGCAUAUUGUCUAUUAUAACUCGGAGCUGUACCACAAUGCCAGUACCGCCAGUGACAAGUCAGAAGGCCUUGCUGUCCUAGCUGUUCUCAUAGAGAUGGGCAUCUUCAAUCCAUCAUAUGACAAGAUCUUCCGUUAUCUUCAAGAUGUAAAGUACAAAGGCCAAGAAGUAUUCAUCCCAGGUUUCAGCAUUGAAGAACUUCUUCCUGAGAAACCUAAUGAGUACUACCGCUACAAAGGGUCCCUAACCACACCUCCUUGCCACCCCACUGUGCUCUGGACAGUCUUCAGGAAUCCUGUGCAAAUUUCCCAGGAGCAGCUGUUGGCUUUGGAAACAGCUCUGUACUGCACACGUAUGGAUGACCCAUCCCCCAGAGAAAUGGUCAACAACUUCCGGCGGGUCCAGAAGUUUGAUGAGAGGUUGGUGUACGUCUCCUUCCAACAAGUGCAAGACCUUACCUACGCAGGACUGAGUCUGGGCAUCGUCCUUUCUGUGGCCCUGGCUGGCAUUCUCGGCAUCUGUGUGGUCCUUGCAGUGUCCAUUUGGCUUUUCAGAAGGAAGAAGAGGAGCAAAAAAGGUGAAAACAACAAAGGAGUCAUUUACAAACCAGCCAUCAAAAAAGAGACUGAAGCCAAUGCCUGAAGCCCCAAACUUCUAGGUAUGUCCAAGGAAGGAUGACGCUUUGGACCACACAAACUGUGCCUCUCUCUGAACACUUGUAACACCUGAGGAUGUUCUCUAGAGCUUAACCUGCAAACACCACAGACAUUCAGGGGGGCCUCUAGCUGGGUGCUGAGGCUAUGACCAUGCCCCCAGAACCCAUGAAUGGGAAGAUUCGACCCAGAAGGUAGGAAUCUGAAUUGUCUGCUUCAUCUGAUUGGGACUAUUAAGUGGUUUGGGUCUUGGGGGCACAAACAAAGCUGCCCACUGUGGGAGGUAAUUGGUUGGAAAACAUUUUCAUCCAGUGGUUGACUUGAGUAGGACUUUAAAUGUCUGGAAAUCCUACUUCUUGUCAGAGCUUUCAGAAGAGAAUAUGCACUCUCAGCUUGAGUUCUGCUUUUAAGAUUCAGUUUCUUUCCUCAGGGAAAGUGUUGAUGUUAUCAUCUUAUUUCCUUCUUAAUUCCUUCUAUUAUGACAAAGUAUUGGACUCAACAACUUGGGAAUCAGUGGCAGGGAAGAGCUGCUACACAAAGGGUCAAGCUAUCAGAAAAACAAGAGCUAUACUUUGACAUAAAACAGAGGCAUUUCAAAGGUGUGUCCUCUGAGUGAGCACUGAAUGGACCUUAGGAGAAUGAGAAGAUAUAUAGGUCUUGAAAGAGUCUCACUUUGAAAUCACAAGUUGUUAUGCCAUAAGUACAAGGAUAGAAUAUUAAGCUUAAACCCAACCUUCUGUCAUGUGGCAGUUAGAUUUUGUAAUUUACAGUUUUUAUAAAUAACUUGAUUAUGCCUUGAAAAUAUACUGUUGCUCUCUUGUAAUGUACACCAGAGUUCUGAAAUGACCCAAACUGUUUUUGAAUCUAUAGGAAAUAGGCAGAAGCACAAUGAUCAAAUUUUAUUUUGAUCUAAUUUUAUUUCUGCCACCUUUGCUAUGUCCCUAUUGCUAACCUAGAAUUGGGAUUUAACUUCUCUGACUUUGAAGAUGUCAGAUUUGGUUUAAUUAAAAUACAUUUUCAAGUCAUAAAAGUUAUCUGCAGGGACUGGCAUCAUGGUAUUUAAGGUCCAAUGUAAUAGAAUGUUUAACGAUUCUUCGUAAUUUCUCCUCUCCCCGCGGGUCACAAAGACAACUUCUGAAUAGACUUAAUUUCUUCUUAAUUCUCCUCCUGUGAAUGGCAAAGGCCCAUGCAGACCAGUUAGUUCCCCAAGAAGGAGCCCCUACUAUCAGGCUCUCAAGACUAGCACCUUUGUUCAGAGAUAUCUGAUUCACAGUCUCAUUUGACAGCAAGGAAAAUGUCCUCUUAAAGCAUAGGUUUCUUUAUAACACCUUUUUCUUCUGCUUGUCACUCUGACUGAAAAGUCUUCUCCCUUCUCCAUGAUCAAAACUUUUUGUUGUGAUGCUGGCCCUGUGCCUUUGUAGCCCUCGAUAGCUAGGCAGGUAACAUGUGACCCAGGGGGACUCAAAUGGGCCGGCAGUGAUACCUUGGCCACCCAAGCCUGGGCUGGCAUCCCAGCCCACCACUGCAUGCCUGUUGCCCCUCAAGUGACACGGGGAUAAUAGCCUUCCUGAAUAAGCUUUGCGUGUAGAUGAUGCUUUCUUAAUUCUGGCCCAAACUUGCCCAUCAGAAACCAACAAAAAUGUCUCCAGAGCAGUGGAACUAUCUUUGGAAAGGCUGUUACACCUUUAUAUACAGAUUUUGUGAGAAAUCAGAGAACCACUGUAACUGGCACAAUGGCUACUCACAAAAUAGGAGAUUUACUAGAUGGUGAAAAUGAUGUCCCUGUGGCCCUCAGUGGUGCCAGGUUUUCAGCCCCCAGGGCUAAGACCCAACAAAGUCAGGGAGGCAGACAGAUGGCACCAAGAACCAACACUGUCCACUCCCUUGCCACUCAUUAUGGGACUCCUGAGAAACCAGCUUUGAAACUAGGAGAUUUUUCUUCAGGUUCACUUAUUCCACUGACUAGUGGCCACUAAAUAAAUCCAGUGGCAUGGAUUCUGGUGCCGCACACUCACCCUUCAACCUCUGAGGGCCCCAUCCUAUGCUGGGCACACAGCAGGUAGAAUGACAAGAGCAAGGCUUAGACUAUGGGAGGGACGCAGAGAAGACUCUGGCUUCUGGUCUUUCCUUCACCUCCCACUAAAAGGAGCUCUCCAGUCUCUUUGCUCCUUUUCUUUAGUCUCAUCUGGUAAAAACUUAUACCCGUUUCCUAGUAGACAGUCUAGGAUUUUGCUACAUUGAUGAUUUAAUCCUAAUUCAAGGUCAGACCUCAAGUUCUUCUCCCCUUCACUAAUCUCUCUGAAGGUCUCUGACAGGCUCUUGGGAAGCUGGGGCCUUCCGCACCCUUCUGUCCCUAUAUCUCAGCCACUGUGAUAAUCACCUGUUUGGCAGUUCUGUAUUUAUUGUAAAAAUGAUUGUAAUGACAUAUACUGUAAAUAGAAGAAAUUAUAAAUAAAAUGUUUUUCACAUCA
Messenger RNA from Condylura cristata (star-nosed mole), 3664 nucleotides. RefSeq names its product carbonic anhydrase XII (gene CA12). The record is from RefSeq and is a predicted model, not a curated record. Lineage: Eukaryota; Metazoa; Chordata; Mammalia; Eulipotyphla; Talpidae. Gene Ontology annotation, molecular function: carbonate dehydratase activity; zinc ion binding. The coding region runs from base 112 to 1182 and encodes 356 amino acids. Gene Ontology annotation, cellular component: plasma membrane. The transcript has 11 exons.